UCGAAAAGCAAGGCCAUUCGAAUUCGCUUUUUCCUGAAGUAAACACAUAAACAGAGAAACAAACUCUCACUCCUAGCAAAGGAACGACGCUCUCUUCCUAGGAGAGGAGGAAGCGGAACGGAACCACGAAGCGGAGGGCACCGGUUCUUCUGAGAGCGCUAAUCUGGGACGGACCAGCCCGCCCGCGGGGUUGCCGUGGAGACAGAGCGAGCUGUGUGGAUGCGGAGACGCUCUGAGGCCCGGCCUUUGGGGUCUGUCUGCGGAGAGGGCUCACAGGACCGACGAAAAGAUGAUGCUUUCAAGGGCCAAACCUGCUGUAGGCGGGGACCUACCGCAAGCGGACAAAAGAAAGAAGAAAGGUAGGAAGAUUCCAAAGCUAGAGGAGCUGCUUUCGCAACGAGAUUUCACUGGAGCUAUUACUCUAUUGGAGUUCAAACGUCAUGUUGGGGAACAGGAAGAGGAUACUAAUUUGUGGAUUGGAUACUGUGCCUUUCACCUGGGUGACUACAAGAGAGCUUUAGAGGAAUAUGAAAAUGCAACAAAAGAGGAAAACUGCAAUCCUGAAGUCUGGGUGAACCUAGCCUGUACCUACUUCUUUCUCGGAAUGUAUAAACAAGCUGAAGCAGCUGGAUUUAAAGCUCCAAAAAGCCGACUUCAAAACCGCCUCCUCUUCCACUUGGCUCACAAGUUUAAUGAUGAGAAGAAAUUGAUGAACUUUCAUCAAAAUCUUCAGGAUAUCACAGAAGAUCAGCUCAGUUUGGCCUCAAUCCACUAUAUGCGAUCUCACUACCAAGAAGCUAUUGAUAUUUAUAAGCGAAUACUGCUAGAUAACAGGGAAUACCUUGCCCUCAAUGUGUAUGUGGCCCUGUGUUACUACAAGUUGGAUUACUACGAUGUGUCUCAAGAAGUCCUGGCUGUUUACCUUCAGCAAAUUCCUGACAGUACCAUCGCGCUCAAUCUUAAGGCCUGUAAUCAUUUUCGCCUUUACAACGGCAAAGCAGCUGAGGCAGAACUCAAAAGCUUGAUGGACAACGCUUCUUCUUCCUUUGAGUUUGCUAAAGAACUCAUCAAGCACAAUCUGGUUGUUUUCCGAGGAGGUGAAGGGGCUUUGCAGGUUUUGCCCCCACUGGUUGAUGUCAUUCCUGAAGCUAGGCUGAACUUGGUGAUUUACUACCUUCGUCAAGAUGAUGUACAAGAAGCUUAUAACUUAAUUAAAGAUCUGGAACCUACUACUCCUCAGGAGUAUAUCCUCAAAGGAGUGGUCAAUGCAGCCCUAGGCCAGGAAAUGGGUUCGAGGGACCACGUGAAAAUUGCCCAGCAGUUCUUCCAGUUGGUGGGAGGAUCAGCUAGUGAAUGUGAUACAAUACCAGGGAGGCAGUGCAUGGCUUCCUGUUUCUUCCUGCUGAAGCAAUUUGAUGAUGUCUUGAUUUACCUCAACUCGUUCAAGAGUUACUUCUAUAAUGAUGACAUCUUUAACUUUAAUUAUGCCCAAGCCAAAGCUGCAACAGGCAAUACUAGUGAGGGUGAAGAGGUUUUCCUUUUAAUCCAAAGUGAGAAGAUGAAAAAUGACUACAUUUACCUCAGUUGGUUAGCUCGGUGCUAUAUCAUAAAUAAGAAACCAAGAUUAGCCUGGGAACUUUAUCUCAAGAUGGAAACCUCUGGCGAGUCCUUUAGCCUCUUACAGCUCAUUGCUAACGACUGCUACAAGAUGGGCCAGUUUUACUAUUCAGCCAAAGCAUUCGAUGUCUUAGAGAGGCUGGAUCCCAACCCUGAAUACUGGGAAGGCAAGAGGGGUGCCUGUGUAGGCAUCUUCCAGAUGAUCUUAGCUGGGAGAGAACCCAAAGAGACCCUUCGAGAAGUGCUCCAUUUACUGAGAAGCACGGGUAACACCCAAGUAGAGUACAUCAUCCGGAUCAUGAAAAAAUGGGCCAAGGAGAACAGAGUGCCUGUCUAAAGGAGCUCCAGAGUCCUUGGGAACAGUCACGGCUUUGACAUAAACUUGGAAAUCACUUUCCUCAAGUUUCAUGUAGGAUGCAGGGCUCUGUUUUAUUGACCUUUCCUUCCUUGUUCUUCGAGCCUCCAGAUCAGUGGCUGGCUUGCUUAGACCUAGCCUCCUGGCUGGACUAGGAGCCACAGUCUGUGUUGUGGCUCCUGUAUGAUCUGACUAGCAAUAAGACUUUGGACUUGUCUGGUGCCUUUCUUCCAGAAAUACUCAGAGUCCUCUUAUACUGUAAUUGACUGACUUUGAGGAGAAUGGCAUAACAUUUUUUAUAUUAGCAUUCCACAGCAUUUUCUCCUGGCUGCAAUAACAAAUGCCUUUAAUGCUCAAGAGUCACCGUCAUUCUAUCAUCUUAAUUUUAGCCAUCCAUGUACAUUAUCCCAUUUUACUGGGGAAUUCCAUAGAGUUUUGUAAUGCUUCUUUGAAUCUUGGGAGAGCAGUGGUUAUAAAUAGCCAUGUGAUUCUAAGAAUGGCAGUAAGAUCCUUUAUCAGACUGUCCAGUCAUUAAUAGAUAAUAGGCUUAUGGGAAUACUCUUUGCGUAAUUGAAUUCUUGAUGAUAACAACAUGUUACAAUGGAGUAACAUGAGUAUUGCAGUUGUUUAAAAAGUGAGUACUAGGAAAAAAGUCUCUGCGGUACAUUUAAAGAUAUUCAGGAAACAAAGUGUACAAAUCUCAUUAGCCACUUCAUUACAUUUUAGGUAACAAAACGAGUUAGGUUUUUUCUUCAUGUAUCUUCCUGAAUAAAGAUCAAUUUUGAAGUUAA
This is a messenger RNA of Equus caballus (horse), 2763 nucleotides long. RefSeq names its product intraflagellar transport 56 (gene IFT56). The record is from RefSeq and is a predicted model, not a curated record. Gene Ontology annotation, molecular function: protein binding; intraciliary transport particle B binding. Gene Ontology annotation, cellular component: ciliary base; ciliary basal body; intraciliary transport particle B. Lineage: Eukaryota; Metazoa; Chordata; Mammalia; Perissodactyla; Equidae. Gene Ontology annotation, biological process: intraciliary transport involved in cilium assembly; intraciliary anterograde transport.